AUCCUUUUUCCAUCUGGGACCCAUCUGUGUUUCCUUGGCUUUGGCCGAGCCGCUCGGGCUGCGCUGGAGCUCACAUAUGUGGGAACGCAAACACAUGCCUGACAUAUGAAGGCGUGGAGAGAGGGGAGCGAGAGCGAGAGAGAGAGAGAGAGCGAGAGAAAGCAGGAAGGAGACAAACGUGCUGCAGUCAAAAAGAGAGAGGCGAGCGACUGAGCCACAACAGGGAGGAGACAGCGGAGCGAAGACGACCCCUGCCAUGCCCGGUUCUCCUGUGGAUGUGAAAGCUCACGCCAGGUCCGUUCCCUCCGCCAUGCCGCCCCUGCCGUCCGUCAACCCCAGCGGCCCGCGCCCGGCCUCCUUCUCCUCCACCUCGCUGACCAACGGGAUCAAUCAUUCCCCUCCUACCCUGAACGCGGUCCCCUCGCCCCCGCAGCGCUACAGCAACGGGCCUUCCUCCUCCUCCUCCUCCUCGCUGGCCAACCAGCAGCUCCCGGCGACCUGCGGGGCGCGCCAGCUCAGCAAGCUGAAGCGCUUCCUGACCACGCUGCAGCAGUUCGGCAACGACAUCUCCCCCGAGAUCGGCGAGAGCGUGCGCAGCCUGGUCCUGGCCCUGGUGAACUCUACAGUCACCAUUGAGGAGUUCCAUGCCCGGCUUCAGGAGGCCACCAACUUCCCCCUGAGACCCUUCGUCAUCCCUUUCCUAAAGGCCAACCUGCCCCUCCUGCAGAGGGAGCUCCUGCACUGCGCCCGUGCCGCCAAGCAGACGCCGGCCCAGUACCUCUCCCAGCACGAGCACCUGCUGCUCAGCACCACGCUGGCGUCCCCGCCCGACUCCUCCGAGCUCCUCCUGGAGCCCAGCGACAGCGCCGGCGCCAAGAGGCACAGCCCCAACAGGGGCAAAGAGAACGGCUUUCAUGAGCGCCUUCCUGGGCCUCUGGAGCCCCCCGCCAAGCGCAUAUGCACCAUCAGCCCCGCCCCCCGCCACAGCCCGGCCCACCCCCUCCCCCUGAGCAGCCAGCUGCACCCCACGCCCCCGCCCCUGCAGCACUACGCCCUGGAAGACAUCGCCGUGCCCCACCUGUACCGCGACCCCCAGCGAAUCCUGGAGCUCCGGGACCUCAAAGACAGACCCCGUCUCCCAGGCACCAACGGGGGCUACGGCGAGGACCCGGUGGACCACCGACUGACGGAGAGGGAGUGGGCUGACGAAUGGCGUCAUCUGGACCACGUGCUGAACUGCAUCGUGGACAUGGUGGAGAAGACCCGGCGCUCCAUCAACGUGCUCCGCCGCUGCCAGGAGUCCGACAGGGAGGAGCUCAACUACUGGAGGAGGCGCUCCAGCGAGGAGGAGACCAGGAAGAGCGGCCCGCCCUUCUCCAAGAGCCACAGCCCCCGCACGGCGGAGAACGGGAAUCCCGACGCCCAGAGAGACCUCGCCCCGCGGCCCGGCUCCGGCUACGUUCCGGAUGAGAUCUGGAGAAAAGCCGAGGAGGCGGUGAACGAGGUGAAGCGGCAGGCCAUGGACGAGGUCCAGAAGGCGGUGGCCGAGGCGGAGCAGAAGGCCUUCGAGAUGAUCGCGGCCGAGAGGGCCAAGAUGGAGAAGACCCUCGCCGAGGCCAAGAGGAAGGCCACCGAGGAUGCCAUCCAGGUCAUCAACGAGCAGGAGGACUCCAGCGAGUGCUGCUGGAACUGCGGGCGCAAGGCCAGCGAGACGUGCAGCGGCUGCAACGCCGCGCGCUACUGCGGCUCCUUCUGCCAACACAAGGACUGGGAGCGCCACCACCUCAUCUGCAGCCCGGGGCUCCAGGCCCAGCCCAAGCCCCUCUCCGCCAUUGCCGCCCGCGGCCUGGGCAAGACCCUGGAGGGUACCCCGGCGACCGCCCCCGGCGUCGACAAGGCGGCCCGCGCCUCCAGGUCGCCCACGCCCGCCCCCGCCCCAUCCACAGAGGCCAACGGGCACUGAGGUUUCCUGCGGGAGCCGCGAGGGGCGCGACUGGCUGGAGCGAGCGGAGCGGAGGACGUUUGAGCGGUGUGGCCACGUCCGUUGGCGGUGGACGUGCACGGUGCUUGGGGUGGGGGCUUUAGGUAGGAGGGACUUGGAGGUGGUUCAUUUCAUGUAAACGAGCAAAGCGGCCCGUUCCUUUUCGAGACCGAGAGACUCAAAGACUUACCGUACCCACCGGUGGACAAACAGGACUUUUCCCUAAAGGGGCCACCAUUUUGUCUCCCCUCCCGGUACCACAGAAAACCAGCUGAGACUGCUGGUAGAGCAAAUGGCAGGCCAAUAAUCAAAUCAAGGUUUGUUCGAUUAGCAUUUCUGAAACUUCUGUAUGAACGUUUAUCCCUGGUGCUGACAGUUACAGUUCAAGACGGAUUUGGCUCAGAAUGUAGGUCCCAGUACUAAUUGCAUAUACCCUCCAGUUUUUAAUCAUCAUCUUGUGUAUAUAGUGCUGAGAGAAGAGUAAAUUUGAUGCUGGCCUUGUAUUCGUAACCAUUCUUUGACCACGCAUCAAGCAACUGAAUUCUGUAGUCGUUUCUUAAGAUAAUGUGUGUUUGGCUGUUGUUCAUAUUAUACGCUCACAAUUUUCUUCGGUUACACCCCUUUCCUUGGUUCAGUGUUCAGGUUCUGUCCGUAGGGAAGGCCUAAAGUUUGUGCUGUUUCACUGGGUGCAGACAUUUUAACGCUUCUCUGUUUGGGAGAGCGAUACUGAAAGCGUUCAGGAAUGCUGAGACGUUGUGUAUAACACCAAAGCUUUCUGUCGGUAAGUGUCUAUUUCUACACAUUGCCAUACAGCAAAGAACUGUCUAUCAGUUUCACAUGAUGUCCUCCUGUGUUUUCUACCCUGUGAGAUCUUACAUUGAGUACUUGCCACCUGACCUAUUUGCUUGGACUUGUUUGACAUCUGGGUUAGCCGUACUAGUGGGACACCGGAUGUGGAAAGUCACAUGGAUGAAACCCAGGAAUGUACGAUAUGUUUCCCACACGCACACAAUAUUUAAUUAACGCAAAGCACAAAGGACAGCAUACACAAAGCUACAGGACUGAAGCUACAGUUUCAACGUACAGCAUCUUCACUUUCUCUUUUUGUACAUCACACAAUGCUUAAAAUCUCAGGAGUAUAUUGUACAUUGGUUUAUUUGUUUAUGUCAUCAUUAAAUACAAAUUGAAAAAUG
Messenger RNA from Anguilla rostrata (American eel), 3174 nucleotides. Its product is annotated as protein CBFA2T2-like. Gene Ontology annotation, cellular component: nucleus. Lineage: Eukaryota; Metazoa; Chordata; Actinopteri; Anguilliformes; Anguillidae. The record is from RefSeq and is a predicted model, not a curated record. The transcript has 11 exons. Gene Ontology annotation, biological process: DNA-templated transcription; negative regulation of DNA-templated transcription. Bases 257 to 1963 code for a protein of 568 amino acids. Gene Ontology annotation, molecular function: transcription corepressor activity.